Messenger RNA from Synchiropus splendidus (mandarinfish), 3219 nucleotides. RefSeq lists its product as uncharacterized. Gene Ontology annotation, cellular component: bicellular tight junction; plasma membrane. The transcript is spliced from 4 exons. The record is from RefSeq and is a predicted model, not a curated record. Gene Ontology annotation, molecular function: structural molecule activity. Gene Ontology annotation, biological process: bicellular tight junction assembly; cell adhesion. Bases 1 to 1884 code for a protein of 627 amino acids. NCBI's taxonomy places the organism in Eukaryota, Metazoa, Chordata, Actinopteri, Syngnathiformes, Callionymidae.
AUGCCGUCCGCCGGUCUCCAGAUCUUCGGGGUCUUCCUGGCCUCCGUGGGCUUCCUGGGCGACAUCAUCACCUGCGCUCUGCCCAUGUGGAAGGUGUCGGCCUUCAUCGGGAACAACAUCGUGACGGCUCAGACCUUCUGGGAAGGACUGUGGAUGAACUGCGUGAAGCAGAGCACCGGGCAGAUGCAGUGUAAGGUCUACGACUCCAUGCUGGCCCUUCCUCGGGACCUGCAGGCCGCCCGGGCCCUGGUGGUCAUCUCCAUCCUGGUGGUGGUGGUGGGGCUGCUGCUGGCCUUCGCUGGAGGGAAGUGCACCAACUGUAUUGAAGAUGGGAUGGCCAAGAGCAGAGUGGCCAUGGUGGCCGGGGUCUUCCUGCUGGUGGGAGGAGUUCUGUGCCUGAUCCCCGUGUCCUGGUCUGCGCACGAGGUCAUCAGGAACUUCUACAACCCCAUCCUUGGUGACGCUCAGAGGAGGGAGCUGGGCGCCUGCUUGACCUGCGCGCUGCCCAUGUGGCGGGUGUCGGCCUACAUCGGCGCCAACAUCGUGACGGCGCAGGUGUACUGGGAGGGUCUGUGGAUGAGCUGCGUGGUGCAGAGCACCGGCCAGAUGCAGUGCAAGGUCUACGACUCCAUGCUGGCGCUGCCGCAGGACCUGCAGGCCGCCCGCGCCCUCACCGUCAUCACCGUGGUCCUGGGCAUGGUGGCGCUCUUCAUCUCUCUGGUGGGCGCCAAGUGCACCAACUGCAUCGAGGAGGAGUCCGUCAAAGCCCGAGUGAUGGCGGCAUCGGGCGGGGCCUUCAUCACGGCCGCCCUGGCCCAGCUGGUGCCCGUGUCCUGGUCGGCGCACACCAUCGUCGUGGAGUUCUACAGUCCCAUCAUCCCCGCCAGCCAGAAGAUGGAGAUCGGCGCGGCGCUGUACGUGGGCUGGGCGGCGGCGGCGCUGCUGCUGGUGGGCGGCGCCAUCCUGUGCUGCAGCUGCCCCCCACCGGAGGAGAAAGCCCUGAGGUACAGCGUCCACCCUCAGAGCCGCAUCGCCUACUCCGCCGCUCCCCGGUCCGCGGCCCAGAGCUCCUACAACCGCAGGGACUACGUGUGCGUGUGUGUGUCCUCAGCGGGCGACGCCUCUCCACACACCUGCCGUAUAAAGGAUCGGUUUCCUUGGCAGCCGCUCAGAGCAACAUCCCGGGCCACAGCACAGGAGACGAUCAGCAGCGCAGCAGCUUUGAGCGUGUCCACCAUGUCGAUGGGUCUGGAGCUGGUGGGCAUCUCUCUGGGGGUCAUCGGCUUCCUGAUCGCCAUCGUGACCUGCGCCCUGCCCAUGUGGCGGGUGUCGGCCUUCGUGGGCGCCAACAUCAUCACGGCCCAGACCAUCUGGGAGGGUCUGUGGAUGAACUGCGUGACGCAGAGCACGGGCCAGAUGCAGUGCAAGGUCUACGACUCGCUGCUGGCGCUGUCCCAGGAGCUGCAGGCCUCCAGAGCCAUGAUGAUCAUCGCCAUCAUCCUGGGCGUGUUGGGCGUCCUGGUGGCCAUCGUGGGGGCCAAGUGCACCAACUGCAUCGAGGACGCCCCCACCAAAGCCAAGGUCAUGAUCAUCUCCGGGAUCUUCUUCCUACUGGCCGGCCUGCUGGUGCUGAUCCCGGUGUCCUGGAGCGCCAGCGUCAUCAUCCGGGACUUCUACAACCCCAUCGUGACGGCGGGCCAGCGGCGGGAGCUGGGCGCCGCGCUCUACAUCGGCUGGGCGGCGGCGGCGCUGCUGCUGAUCGGCGGCGCGCUGCUGUGCAGCAGCUGUCCGCCCAAGGAGAACAAGUACAAGCCGCCCAGGAUGGCCUACUCCGCCCCGCGCAGCACCGGCACGGGCGGCUACGACCGCAAGGACUACGUCUGAGCGCCGCGCUCUGCCUGUUGCUUUUGUGUGACCGUCCGGAGGGAAACCUCCCCGACAAGACUCCGAGAUGAAGCCACUUCUGAUCUUCUUGCUCUCUUCUGCGCUGUAGGUGGACGGGGGAUGGUCUCCUCCCGAACAUGUGACUUAGAAAUGUGUGUGUCGGUGUCGUGUUCGACAGAAACCUUGGGUUGGAGUGUGAGAUGAAAAGAGCUUGCUCUCCUUUUACAUGGAUUUGAAUGUGUGUGUGUGCGUGCGUGUGUGAGGAACGUUUGCCUGGGAGAGUUUCAGCCCAGACUGAAACUGAGCCGCGGCCUGAGGAGGCAGCUGGAUCCUCCUCCAGUGUCUGUCGUGCCUCGGCUUCUCCCGUCUCAUGACUUCUGUUGUGUCAGUUGUGUUUUGGCUGUUUUUGUACCGACAUGUGCCUCUUUUGUAGCCGAGUGUUGACACAGCAUCGGUGCGGCGCCCGAGGGAAGCCGACGGUUGGAGGAUGUUUGAGUCCAAACAACCAGGAUGUGACAUUCGCAGGUGUAAAUAGAGCAACGUAACGUGUAACUAGUUGUUUUAACCUCGUAUUCAAACAGAUUAAAGUGUGUUUUCAAAUAGCCGUUUCCCCUUCUUUCUCGCUGCUGAGUGACCGGUCGCAGGUGUGGCAGGUGCUCCGAGUCACAUGACCACACCACCUCAUGAGCCUCACGUAAAGCAAAGCCAAGCUCCAGUUUAAACUGUGACGCCACUGUCAAUACAUGGCUUGGCAUGAAGAUCACAGACGAUCUUAGCUGGUCACUCCACACCUCCUCCCUGGCAAAGAAGGCACAGCAGCGUCUGCACUUCCUGAGGCGGAUGAGAAGAGCUUCCCUGCCCCCCCCCAUCCUGACCACCUUCUACAGAGGGACAAUCGAGAGCCUGCUGACCAGCUGCAUCUCCGUCUGCUCUGGGAGCUGCAGUGCAUCAGACUGGAAGUCUCUGCAGAGGGUGGUGAGGACAGCGGAGAAAAUCACCGGGACCCCGCUCCCUGCCAUCAAGGAUAUAGCAGAUGUUCGCUGCUUAUCCAGGGCACAAAGGAUCAUCGCGGACUCUACUCAUCCAAACUAUGCACUGUUCUCCCUCCUGCCAUCUGGCAGACGGUUCCGCAGCAUCCGAUGCAGAACCACCAGAUUCAGGAACAGUUUUGUUCCUGGUGCUGUCAGGUUGCUGAACAUUGGACAAUAGCUGCAGUACUGUUUAUUUGUUCAAUUGUACAUCCUCUGGACUGGCACUUAUCUGUUAUUACUUUAUUAUUAUUUAUCUAUCUAUUUAUUUUUGGACAUUUCGUUUUGUUUUUGGAAACUGGAGGCC